Messenger RNA from Ochotona curzoniae (black-lipped pika), 1281 nucleotides. RefSeq names its product hemojuvelin BMP co-receptor (gene HJV). Gene Ontology annotation, biological process: BMP signaling pathway. The record is from RefSeq and is a predicted model, not a curated record. The transcript has 3 exons. Bases 1 to 1281 code for a protein of 426 amino acids. Gene Ontology annotation, molecular function: coreceptor activity. Gene Ontology annotation, cellular component: plasma membrane. NCBI's taxonomy places the organism in Eukaryota, Metazoa, Chordata, Mammalia, Lagomorpha, Ochotonidae.
AUGGGGCAUCCAGGACAGUCCCCUAGCCCCCAGUCCCCCCAUGGCAGUCCCCCAACUCUAAGCAUACUCACUCUCCUGCUGCUCCUCUGUGGACAUGCUCAAUCCCAAUGCAAGAUCCUCCGCUGCAAUGCUGAGUAUGUAUCAUCCACCCUGAGCCUUAGAAGCGGGGGUUCUCCUGGAGGGCUUCGAGGAGGAGGCGGUGGUGGUCGAGCAGCAGGAGCCGGUUCCGGUGGCCUCUGCCGGGCGCUGCGCUCCUACGCGCUCUGCACUCGGCGCACCGCUCGCACCUGCCGCGGGGAUCUUGCCUUCCACUCGGCGGUGCACGGCAUCGAAGACCUCAUGAUCCAGCACAACUGCUCCCGCCAGGGCCCCACGGCUCCUCCUCCGCCCCGGGGCCCCGCCCUUGCAGACCCGGGUUCUGGUCCCCUAAUCCCAGACCCCUGUGACUACGAAAGCCGGUUUUCCCGGCUGCACGGUCGUGCCCCGGGCUUCUUGCAUUGCGCCUCCUUCGGGGACCCCCACGUACGCAGCUUCCACCACCACUUUCACACGUGCCGUGUCCAAGGAGCUUGGCCCCUGCUGGAUAACGACUUCCUUUUUGUCCAGGCCACCAGCUCCCCCGUGGCAAAGGGGGCCAACGCCACCACCACCCGGAAGCUCACCAUAAUUUUUAAGAACAUGCAAGAAUGCAUUGAUCAGAAGGUCUACCAGGCUGAGGUGGACAAUCUUCCUGCAGCCUUUGAAGACGGUUCCAUCAACGGAGGUGACCGGCCUGGGGGCUCAAGUCUGUCCAUUCGAACUGACAACCCUGGGAGCCACGUGGAGAUCCGAGCCGCCUACAUCGGCACAACUAUCAUCAUCCGGCAGACGGCUGGGCAGCUCUCCUUCUCCAUCAGGGUGGCGGAGGAGGUGGCCAGGGCCUUCUCAGCCGAGCAGGACCUGCAGCUCUGUGUUGGAGGGUGCCCUCCAAGCCAGCGACUCUCCCGCUCAGAGCGCAGCCGCAGGGGAGCUGUCAGCAUAGACACUGCCCGACAGCUGUGCAAGGAGGGGCUUCCGGUGGAAGACGCUUACUUCCAUUCCUGUGUCUUUGACGUUUUGAUCUCUGGUGACCCCAACUUCACGGUGGCGGCUCAGGCGGCUCUGGAGGACGCCCGGGCCUUCCUGCCAGACUUGGAAAAGCUGCAUGUCUUCCUCUCAGAUGCUGGGGUCCCUAUCUCCUCCGCAACCCUCUUAGCCUCACUCCUUUCUGGGCUCUCUCUUCUGUGGCUUUGCUUCCAGUAA